Tetrahymena thermophila SB210 is the source of this 2094-nucleotide messenger RNA. RefSeq lists its product as hypothetical. The record is from RefSeq and is a predicted model, not a curated record. The transcript has 2 exons. Lineage: Eukaryota; Ciliophora; Oligohymenophorea; Hymenostomatida; Tetrahymenidae.
AUAAUUCAACACUAAAUAAUUUUUCACGUUCUAAAUAGGUUAAGAAUAUUAAAAAAUAGGUUUUCUCUCAAAAAAGAAAUGUCUUUUUUAAAGAAUUUGUUUGGAAAUUCUAAGAAAAAAUAGUAGUCGUUUGAUAAAUCCUUUGAAAAAUGCAUAAUGAAAAGUUGUAUUGCAACAGAUUCAUUAGUAAAAAUAUAGGCAGACGAUCUUACUAAAAUCAGAGCCUACAUAGAGGGUAAAAAUGGAUUAUCAAUUGAAGAAGGAUUAAGAUAAUUCUUUUUGAUUAUUGAAAGUGGUAAAUUUUCAAUACCUGCAAGGUUGAAGAUAAUGACGACGUUCCAUAAGUAUAUCAUUGAGUUAGGGGAAUUAUUUGCAUAGGAAUUCCUUUCAUAUAAAUUUUAAAAUUUGUUAGAUCAUGUUCCAAAAAAGCCAAAGUAGAUUUUGUAUCAUAUAAUAGAUGUAGAAGACUGGAUUAAUGAAAAUAUUCUGACAUACUACUUUAAUUAUCUUCUAAGGUUAGCCAAUAACUAUUAAAUCUAUAAAAUAUGCAUUGAAGAAGGAAAGCUCCCUUAAACAGAAGAUGCAAAACUAGAUUAUAAACUGAAAUUUAUGUGGCUCUUUAAGCUUUCAAAUAUAUUUUCUUAUGUGCUGAAGAUGCAAAUAAGUUUUUAGAGAGUUUUCAAGAAUUACCCAACCCACUUUUUUAUAUAGGAUAUAGCAUUGCUUAUUUUGCAUGACUGCGUAAGCUAUUACAAUGUAAUGAGCUAAGAAAUAAACGAGCUUGUACAAACAUACCCACUGUUAACUACAAUAGAUUUAAUUUAAUUUUACUAGCUCUACCAAGAGCUUAUCUCUCUUACUGACUAGAUGAAUCAGUUUUACUCUAUGAAAUAAAAUUUUGAUUAACUCAACUAUAUCAUUGAACCACAAUGGUUCUAUGUUUCAACCAAAGUUCACAAAGAAAUAGAAAACUAUUCUAGAAAAGUAGAACUAUUGCAUGCUUCAGCCAACAAUAUGCGUAGAACUCUAAAGAAUGUAGAUGGUUCUAAUAAUUAAAUUAGAUAGGGAGGAGUAAAUUUCACAGAGACAGGUUAAUAUGAUAAGAAUCGCUCUAAGAGCACUAUUCUUUACUCAAAAUAACCAUCAAAAACUAUUCAAAAUCCACCAGAUAUGAAGCUUUAAUAUGCAUAAUCUCUCCAAGUAAAAAAUGAGUAAUACUAAAAUGAUGAUGAAGAAGACGAAAUAGAAGAAUCAAAUAGAGUUCAGCAGUAAAGCAAUCAGAAUUAGUAGCAUACAAGAAUGAAAACAGAAAAUGUUUUUUCAAAUGCUAAAUAAAAAGAAAAAGAUUAUACAAGGUAUAUGCAAGAUGAAGAACUAAAAGCGAUUAAAUAAUAUGAGGAACUAUUAAAACAAUAGAAAUCUCUCAAUUAUGAUGAAGAUGAAAAUGAACUAUAUUAACAAUAGACAUAGCAAUAGAAUUAAAUUUAAUAAUAGUAGAAUGGAUAAGAUUAAGAAGAAGAGGAAGAAGAAGAUGAAGAUGAAUAGUAAGAAUAAAUUCAAAUAAAUUUAUUUUUAAAUGCUAAUAAUUAAGCUGAGCAACAAUAAUCUUAAAAUAAUUAUAACUAAGAUUAAAUAGAUAAGCAAAAUAGUGAUAUGAUUAUUCAUCAAAUGUAGCAGGCAAUUAAUUCUUAGUCUAGUUCAUUAGGUUAGGAAAUUCUUUUCUCUCCCGGAAAGCCCUAUACUUUUAGAUGUGAUAAUCCACCAUAAUAUUAAUAAGACAAUUAAUAGAAUUUGUAGCAUGAGGAAGAAAAGAAUUCAUAAGCAGAAAAUCAUGAAAAACCCUAAGAUCAUUAAAAAAAUCUAAAUUAAGAAAUUUAAGAGGAAGAUAGUGAAAAAGUAGAUAAUUAAAUUACAAUAAAUUAAUUUGAAAAAGAUUUAGAAGCUUUAGAAGAGGCAGAGAAAUAGGACGAACCUCUCGAAGCAAAUCGUAGUCAACCACCGUAAGAAUAAAAAAGUUAAUUAAAAGACAAAACGAAAAUCACAAAUGAAGAAAAUAAUGAUUAAUAAAUAGCUUUGGAUGUAUCUUUUAGUUGA